Messenger RNA from Apaloderma vittatum (bar-tailed trogon), 558 nucleotides. RefSeq names its product G protein-coupled receptor 39 (gene GPR39). The transcript has a single exon. Gene Ontology annotation, molecular function: G protein-coupled receptor activity. The coding region runs from base 1 to 558 and encodes 185 amino acids. Gene Ontology annotation, biological process: G protein-coupled receptor signaling pathway. Gene Ontology annotation, cellular component: membrane. The record is from RefSeq and is a predicted model, not a curated record. NCBI's taxonomy places the organism in Eukaryota, Metazoa, Chordata, Aves, Trogoniformes, Trogonidae.
AUGUAUGCACACCUCUUCCUCUUUCUGUUCACAGGACUGAUUGUUGCAACUCUGGCAAUAUGCUGGAUGCCAAACCAGGUUAGAAGGAUCAUGGCUGCCGCUAAACCAAAGCAGGACUGGACCGUCCCUUACUUCAGAGCGUACAUCACUCUUCUGCCCAUCGCCGACAUCUUCUUCUACCUCAGCUCGGUGGUGAACCCCCUCCUGUACAACAUCUCUUCUCAGCAGUUCCGCAGCGUGUUUCUGCAGGUCCUCCGCUGCCGCCUGACGAUCGAGCAUGCCAACAAGGAGAAGUUUCUCAGAGCCAACCUGAGCUCCAGAGCAAGGAGCAGCCGGUCUCUACGCCCGCUGCUCUUCAUUUCCUCUAGGCGUAGUUCUUCUACAAGGGGCAAUAACAAGGUUUUCUUAAGUACUUUUCAGAGACAGACUGAGCCUGACUGCAGUCCCCAGAAACCAGGUCUUGAACCAUCGGAGCCAAGCUUGGAAGUGGUGCCACUAGAGACUAGCUCGGAGCCCUGUCCUGACGCACAGAAUGGCCUUCAUGAACAUCAAGUAUGA